Molecule: messenger RNA, 329 nt
Organism: Cetraspora pellucida
Lineage: Eukaryota; Fungi; Glomeromycota; Glomeromycetes; Diversisporales; Gigasporaceae
Source: the annotation of a GenBank genome assembly
UUCAUCUAUACCUGAAACUACUUUGCCAGUACCAUCUAACGCUAUUAUUGGGAUUGUUAAUACAAGGAAUGGAGAUAAUGAAAAAAAAAUAAAGAAGGCAAAGAUUGGAAAGGUUUCCUUAACUUGCCAUAUGAUACAUAUUGGUCCUAUCAAAAAUCUUCGUGAUUGGUUAAAUGCAUGCUGUCAAAACAGAAAAUAUGCAUCAGAACAAGAACAAGAAAUUGUUCAAAAAGUUAUUAAAAAAUUUAAAUCAGACUUUCCGACCUUUCCUGUUUCUGUAGAGGAUUUUGUUUUGCAAAAGCUCACAGAAGAUAUUAUAGAAAACUGGG